Messenger RNA from Blumeria graminis f. sp. triticale, 1818 nucleotides. NCBI's taxonomy places the organism in Eukaryota, Fungi, Ascomycota, Leotiomycetes, Helotiales, Erysiphaceae. The record is from the annotation of a GenBank genome assembly.
AUGGGCACAAGUGUAGAUAUUUUUCUCUCUGCAAAAAUUACAGAAAAUAAGAUAAAUGCUUCAACCCAAGGAGAUCCACCUUCAGCUGAUGCGCCAGUAUCAAAGCCUUUCUCAUCACCUGCAGAAAAACAAGAAUCAAAGCAAAAAAAAAAAGAAAAUUAUUCGAGACGAGAGCUACCGAUUAGUAAAGCUACUAUUGAAGUGAAGGAUAUAAACUCGUUUAGUAGAACUCAAUCUAAAGAGCCUGAUGAUAUCAAGAACCAUUUUGACAUUACUCCAGGAGGGAGUCCGUGCCGGAAACGGCAAAGAAUUUAUGGUGAUAGGUUUAUUCCUAAUCGAGAAGGGCAAGACUUACAAGCAAGCUUUAGCCUGCUACAAGAUGAAGGCUCACCGGCUACUCCUGUGAACCAAAAGAAGCGUACGCCCCACGGGGAAUUACAUUUUCAGAAGACAGAAGAAGCAAAUCGAACUUUCUCGAAGCUACUGCGCUCGGAAAUUUUCGAUAAUUCUAUUCCCCAAUCUUCUUCUCCCAGUCAUAUAUCUGAUAUGUCAACCUGUGCAACAACUACACACGACCCUACGAGAUCGCAUACCCCUCCUAAUAAUGGCUCUAGUUUAAUGCUACCAGCCUCACUUACCCCAUCAACGCCCCACAAGAAUUUAUUCUCUUACAUAUCACCUCGACACCAUCCAAAUAUUGCCGGACAUCCAACCCCAUCGAGAACACCCCAAAGUAGACAUGGUACAACUCUUAGCUUAAGAUCCGAAGUUUAUAAUCUUUCACCUGUCCGGCUUGAAAGCCAACAAAUACUCCUUAGUCCCAGGAAGGUACCACGGCCAAUUAGCAAAGUUCCCUACAAAGUUCUCGAUGCACCCGAUCUAGCGGAUGAUUUCUACCUCAAUCUUGUCGACUGGGGUAGUAGCAAUAGUCUAGCAGUUGGUCUAGGAAGAUGCGUAUAUUUAUGGAAUUCUCAGUCAGGUCAGGUAAAUAAACUGUGUGAACUCACCGACGAUACAGUCACCAGCAUAUCCUGGAUACAGCGUGGCUCACACAUUUCUGUUGGAACUGGUAAAGGGCUUGUCCAGAUAUGGGAUGCUGAGAAAGUUCGACGGCUAAGAACCAUGACUGGACACACAGCUCGUGUUGGUUCGCUUGCUUGGAAUGAUCAUAUUCUCACAUCAGGCUCUAGAGAUCGACUCAUUUAUCACCGUGAUGUCCGGUCACCCGAUCAGUGGCUUCGAAAGCUGGUUGGUCAUAAACAAGAGGUUUGUGGAAUUAGAUGGAAUUGCAACGAUGGACAGCUAGCUUCAGGGGGAAAUGACAAUAAACUUAUUGUCUGGGAUAAGCUCAAUGAAACCCCACUUUGGAAAUUUAACGAUCACACUGCAGCUGUUAAAGCCAUUUCAUGGUCACCCCAUCAGCAUGGACUUUUGGCUUCCGGAGGCGGAACUGCUGACCGCCGAAUAAUAUUUCAUGACACCCUGAAAGGCACAACAGUCAAUGAAAUAGAUACAGGCUCUCAAGUUUGUAACUUGGCUUGGAGCAAAAAUAGUAAUGAAAUUGUUAGUACUCACGGCUACUCACAAAACCAAAUUGUCGUUUGGAAGUAUCCCAGCAUGCAGCAGGUUGCAUCACUCACAGGACAUACUUACCGUGUAUUAUAUCUUGCUAUGAGCCCAGAUGGUAGAGCCAUAGUAACGGGCGCAGGCGAUGAAACACUACGGUUCUGGAAUAUAUUUGGGCAUAAAUCAGGACAAGAACCAAGCGGAGAAACUGAUGGGGAAGGACGUUUAGGUAAUUGGGGAAUAAUAAGGUGA